AUGAUCGAUCACCUCCUCGGUCGACCCUCGACCAAGCUCAAGAGAGUUCAGAUCUUUUCGGUCAUCCUCUUUUGGCUCUGUUUUCUCGCCACCGGCAGUCGCGAUGGUCCUAGUCCGCUCGUACGCAAGAUCAAUGCCAAGCUUAAACGCUUUUCGCCAUGGCAGAUCAUCGUGUUCAGCUCCGUCGGCAUUUACACUAUCCGUCACCUCGACUCGCUCCUCGGCUUUGGCGCUCCCGAGCCGCUCGCUCGCAUGUACUCGCGUAACUUUUACCGCACCACCUGGAUCGUCACUGCCCUCGAUGCCGGUUUUGCGUCCGCCAUGAACAUCAAGCCAAAGUGGUUGAGGGACCUGAUGAGCAUCGUCUUUUCCGCCUACUACAUUGUCUAUGCCAACGAGGCCGACGAGAAGCUCCGAAAGUACAGAGCCUUCUGCACUGUCGAGAUGAUGCGUUAUACCUGGGAAAAGACUACCAACCCUUACGUUCGCUUGGCCACCUGCUUCCACCGUCCCUCGCUACCCAUCGCACGUCCCCUCCUCAUUGCGAGGCCACAAGUCGGCGCCCACCACACCCGACCCAGCAAAGCAUGGCUUUUUUACGCAAAGAGCGAACGGCAGCUUCGCAUGGAGGAGGAGCUUGUCCUCGACUUUUGCGGCGGCGGUUACAUCUGCAUGAACCCACAGCAUCACGAGGAGCGUCUUCGUCAACUCGCCAAACAGAUGCAGAAGCCUGUCCUCUGCGUAGACUACUGCAAGGCGCCCGAGUAUCCCUACCCCUUUGCUCUCGAGGAGUGCUUUGACCUCUAUCGCACGCUCCACGAGACUGCAGGAAAGGUGAUUGGCAUGUCAGGAUCGCCCAACUUCCGCAUCCUUCUCACCGGCGACAGUGCCGGCGGCAACCUGGCCACCGGCGUCGUGCUCAAAAUCAUUCAGUAUCCUCAGCCUCGCAUUCAACUCGCGUACUCGUCGCUCAUCUCCAGCGGCGGUGCUCAAGCUCAACGACCACCUCCGUUGCCCAAACCCAUCGGCAUGGUGCUCAGCUACCCGAGUCUCAACUUUGGCUUCUCCAGCUGGAUGAAGCCAGAACACCUGCGCCUUUUGCGCCAACAAAGCGAGGUCAACCUCGACAACCUGGCGCAACACCAGUCCGCCAUCGCGGCUUCCUCCUCUUCCUCCUCCCUCAGAUCCUCCAGGCGCAGGUCGGUGGCAAAUCUGGCCACUACGGGUAGCGCCUUGGACCGCAAACGUGCCGAGGCCAAGCGCUCUAGGAGCAAGGAUCGACCAAAAGACUCUCGCUCCUACCAGUCUCUUACCCGUACCGCCGAGCUCCAUCUCGACGAGCGUGCUCGUUACGCAGAGGUCGAUCCUACGUCGGACGAAAACGGCACUUCCACGCCUUCCGAUUCGCUACUUGAAAAUGUUUGGGCUGACACCGCCUGGACGCCUACCUGGGAGAAGGGCGGUCUGCCUUGGAGCCAAGUUGCACGACAGGCCAUGCUCGACGAAAUUGCAGAUCGAGAAGAGAAGCGAGCGCAGGCUCGAUUCGAACAGGAACAGAGAGUGCUCCAGGAGGCAGCCGAGGCUGCUGAUAGCAGGAACAGGGAUCAGAAGCGGGCGCCCUUCAAUACACGCCUCACUGUCACCUCGAUGGCUGGCUAUUUUCAGGACAGGAUCAUUACCCAAGGCAUGCUCCGUGCCAUGGCCAUCCUCUAUGUCGGCCCCAAGCGUCAACCAGAUCUCGAUAACGACUACUACCUUUCGCCUGUGGUGGCGCCGGCACAUCUGCUGGCCGAGUUCCCGCCCGUCUUGUUUAUUUGCGGAGAAAAAGAUCCUCUAUGCGACGACACUGUCAUCAUGGCUGGUCGCAUUCGGGAGGCCAAGCUAGCCAAGAAGGCGGAUUUGGAACGACGCAGGGCCAUGGCCUCGGCUCGAUUCGGCGAAGGUCUGCGCACCACACCCAUCUCGUCAACAAGCCAUACCAAGCUACCCAUCGAUCCAAUCGAGCUCGAAUCGGCAGAGGAUUGGGUGCAGAUGAGGAUCAUCGAGGGCUGGAGUCACGGCUUUUUGCAAAUGUCGGCCUUGAUGCCAGAGGCCAAGCAGGUGAUCGGUUUCUUGGGUACUUGGAUGUCGUUGGUGUUCGAGGAGUUCCGGGACAAGUUGGACGAUGAGAGGGAAAACGCCGAGGCAGAAGCAAGGCAGAAGGUGAUCGAGAGUCGCGUGCGUGCAGCAGCAAGCAGGGACGGGUCGCCCUUGAUCGGUACGCGUGCCACGCUGGGCAACGAUCAAGCCUUCGCCGCCCGAAGCCAGGAAACAGGUUCUCUGGCCGGCCAGAGCAAGGUCAACGAGAGCGACAGCGGCCGCCAUGUGAUUGAGCCGGCUACCGGCGCGACCCAGGCUGUACAGGAGGACGCAGAUGAUGAAGCCGAAGGUCAGGAUGAGGAUGAUGACGGACCGAUCAUGGUGAUCCCCAAGAAGCAUCGACCGGUCGCCUCGCAUGCUUCUCCGUGCAACCGUUCAUCGCAUCAGCUUGCGCAUGCUCAGGCUGCGUCUCCACACACGGAUUUCAAGGAGCCUGGGUCUGCUUUGAAGCCAGCGUCUGAGCAUCUGACUCUUCCGCAGGUCGCCUCUCUGCGCUCAGAGGAUGACCGCGACGGCCGAGCGCACAGCGAUGGCGAAACGUCUCGUGCAUCCGGCACCUUGGCGCGUCAGGCGCACCUAGCUGCUGUCAAUCGCGCCGAGAGCGAAAGCAACCUGCUCGCGGAAGCCACUGCACGCUCUGGCUUCGCAGGCAACGGAAGCAGCACGACAGCGCGGAGAGGCAGUAAGAACGGCGCUUCGUCGCGUAUCGACGAAAGGUACCGAAGCAUGUUGGUCGAAGAGGCGAGUUUGUUGGCCAGGAGAAGGGACGAUGUCUUGUUUGGUCUCGAGGGCAAUUCGGCGAUUGUGGGGGAUGAGGAUGACGAUAUCAUCGCCGACGCUCUUCGUGGCGGAAGGUCGGGGCUGAGUAGGGAGAUUGGCGCAGCCGAAUCGGGUCAAGUGGACGUGUCGAGCAAUCGUGGCGGUGGUGCUGACUAUGUCGAGUGA
Molecule: messenger RNA, 3084 nt
Organism: Mycosarcoma maydis (corn smut)
Lineage: Eukaryota; Fungi; Basidiomycota; Ustilaginomycetes; Ustilaginales
Exons: 1
Coding region: 1-3084 (1027 amino acids)
Biological process (GO): triglyceride catabolic process
Cellular component (GO): cytosol
Molecular function (GO): sterol ester esterase activity; triacylglycerol lipase activity
Source: RefSeq, a predicted model, not a curated record